GUUAAACAUUUCAAGGCUGGGUUGUGGUUACAUAAGGAGAAUUCAUUGAGAUGUGAGGCAGUGUAAAUCUCUCCACCGGUUACCAUGAUGAUCCUCCGCUCUGUCCUCCUGCUGGUACUUGGCAUCAACUCUGCUCAGGCACUUUACUACAGGGCACUGUGGCAGUUCAGACGUAUGAUCAUCUGUGCCAUACCUACUAGCUGGCCAUUCCUGGACUAUGGAAACUAUGGCUGCUACUGCGGCUGGGGUGGUUCAGGCACUCCCGUCGAUGACUUGGACAGAUGCUGUCAGGUUCAUGACAACUGUUAUGGUGAAGCCUUGAAGCAUAAAGCAUGCUGGCCUAUCUUUGACAACCCUUACACAGAGAUCUAUGCCUACGGAUGUGACAAAGCCACAAAGAAAAUCACCUGCAAAAAAAACAACACAGUUUGUGAGAUGUUCAUUUGUGAGUGUGACCGGAAGGCUGCUGAGUGCUUUUCUGCAUCUAAAUACAAUAAGGAACAUAAGAGACUGCCUAAGAGUCGCUGCAAAAAGAAAUGAAAAAGAUCUGUUCCCAUGAAACAAUUUGAAGUGUAUGCUCUCUGUUGUCAGAUAUUGAAAAUCAGUUUGAAGUAAACACUCCAAAUGAGAAUUACCGUCACCUCUGGUGCUUGAAAAUCAAUUAGAGAAGACUCCAAAUUAGAAUUACCCACACCCCUGCUGCUUUUGAAUAUAACAGCUUAGAUGUGUCUUAUUCCCAUAUACAACUGGAAAGGUACUUUCAAAAACAGCAUGUAGUUCCAUCAUGUACAUACCAUUUCUAAUAAAGUUGUUUCUAAACCUG
Pangasianodon hypophthalmus (striped catfish) is the source of this 823-nucleotide messenger RNA. Its product is annotated as phospholipase A2-like. The coding region runs from base 85 to 540 and encodes 151 amino acids. The transcript has 4 exons. Lineage: Eukaryota; Metazoa; Chordata; Actinopteri; Siluriformes; Pangasiidae. The record is from RefSeq and is a predicted model, not a curated record. Gene Ontology annotation, biological process: lipid catabolic process; arachidonate secretion; phospholipid metabolic process. Gene Ontology annotation, molecular function: calcium ion binding; phospholipid binding.